AUGUGGGCAGUGCCCCUAAAUAUUUGUUUGGAUUCCAAUGGACAGUACCUCCCAAUCCUGUAUGUGGAUAGUCUUAGUGCACGCUUAAGAGAUUUGGUGGAAGUAGAUUCUUCAAUGAGAGAGACAAACCUGACUCUAAAAUACAGUCCAAUAUCAUAUGGAAAAAUAAGAUUAUGGAUGCAGUUUGAAGCUGCACUGCAUCCUAUGGCACAUUUAGGAUUCACAGAUAAGGACUUGGAUGAAGUGAAGGGCAUUUUCUCAGAUACAAACCUUUACUUCUUAUGUGUAACUUUUUUGGUUGCAGCCUUACAUAUGCUGUUUGAUUUCUUGGCAUUCAAGAAUGAUAUAUCUUUUUGGCGAGGAAGAAAGACAAUGGAAGGAAUUUCUUCAUCUACAGUUGCUUGGAGAGCUUUCUCACAGAUCAUCAUUUUCUUGUAUUUAUUAGAUGAAAAUACCAGCAUGGUGGUUUUAAUUCCCACUGGCAUAGGUGGACUCAUAGAGGUGAGAUUUCAUGGGUUACACAAUGAAAAGUUUAACCCUUUCGCCGCUGGGUGGCUGCGGGAUUAUAUUCCAGGGGCGUGUCAUGUACCAUGCGGGUUUUGGGGUCCCUUUUUAAAGGGGCUGUACUCAUGGGCAUAUCAGGGUGCCGCAGAUUCCCCGGGGAGGGGCCCCAAAGCCGUUAAGAACCACUGCCCAAAAAUGUUAUUUAACCCAAUGUUGAUGGAUCUAGUUAUGGCUGUCAUGGAAAAUUUUGGCUUGGUGCUGGUUACAGCUAUACCUGUCAUGAUUCAUUCCAACUUGAUGCCAUUAACAGUUAUGCAAAGUCAUGAUGAAUGGUUAAUGGUUAAAGGUUAA
This is a messenger RNA of Penaeus monodon (black tiger shrimp), 855 nucleotides long. Its product is annotated as cleft lip and palate transmembrane protein 1-like protein. The record is from RefSeq and is a predicted model, not a curated record. NCBI's taxonomy places the organism in Eukaryota, Metazoa, Arthropoda, Malacostraca, Decapoda, Penaeidae. The transcript has 6 exons. The coding region runs from base 1 to 855 and encodes 284 amino acids. Gene Ontology annotation, cellular component: membrane; endomembrane system.